Molecule: messenger RNA, 19346 nt
Organism: Podarcis lilfordi (Lilford's wall lizard)
Lineage: Eukaryota; Metazoa; Chordata; Lepidosauria; Squamata; Lacertidae
Source: the annotation of a GenBank genome assembly
GCAAACGGCGCUGCGAGCGAGUGAGUAAUCCGCGAGCCAGGCGGCGGGAGCACAUGGUGGCAGCAGCGGCGAAAGGACGCGCGGGCGCCGGGUCCGGGUAGCGAGUCUGUCCGUCUCUCUCGUCCCCGCGCUCCUCCUGCUCCUCGACCCGGCUUGGCUGCCUGGGACGCCGGGCUCCCAACUGCCCUCGGAAGGCGUCUGAUGAAUUCUCCCGAGAGAGAGACACCCGGCGCCCCGGCUGCGCCUCUCUGCUCCCGGCGCGCCGCUGAAAAGAAAAAGACGCGCAGCGGACACUUGAGUCGCCACCGCUGCUAACGGCAGACGGACUUUCCGAAGCCACGGAAGGGCUCUGGGGGGCGUCGAAGCUUUUUGAAUCGGGGAUCGGCUUUGAACUUGGCAAAGCGUUUGGAGGAGAUACAGUUCGGAUUAUUAUUAUUUUUGUGUAUAUAUAUAUUGGAGAGGAGGGGAUUCAUUUCAUGUUGACAUAUUGCAUAUGCAUACGUAGGUGAAGACUUGCAUCGGAGUGACAAGUGAGGUGGGCGGGGACUGGCCGAACUAGAAGAGAGGGAUGGAAAGUCCCACUGAGGCAGAAGGCAAAGACCAGUUUGCAAGCUGAACUUUGAAAAGCGCGAGACCUGGCAAGAAAAGAAAGCCAGCCUAACAGACAACUGAGAACGCUUUUAUGCAAGAAAAGGCAUCUUUUGCUGGCUAGCCAAAUUGCACUCGGCUUCUAAGAGCUCUUUUUGCUAUUACUGGCCACCUUUUUUCUAAUCUCCCUACUUUAUGAAUUUCUCCGAAAAAGCCUGCCGCCUUUCCACCAUCUGCUCUCCUAGCUCUGCCUUUGAAAUGCAGGAUUCUUCAGUUCUCUCCGAUUUGAAUUUCCAUCCUCUUCCGGCUGAAAUCUGGGACUCUUGACUUUUGCUGCCGUUUUGUUCUUCUUUGACCCAGUUGGCUCCUUGCGAUUGUCCCAGCCUCACCAUGUCUUUCAACCCCACCAUGCUGCCUUCUGCCAACGGCUCCUCCAAUGGGACCGGAGGAGCACCUGAGGGCAGCAAACCCUUGACCAUCCCCGCUGUCAUGUUCAUCUUUGGGGUGGUGGGGAACCUCAUUGCCAUUGUGGUGCUCUGCAAGUCCAGGAAGGAGCAGAAAGAGACCACCUUCUACACGUUGGUGUGCGGCUUGGCCGUCACGGACCUCCUGGGCACCUGCCUGGUGAGCCCGGUCACAAUCGCCACAUACCUGAAGAACGAGUGGCCGGGUGGCCAACCGCUUUGCGAAUACAGCACCUUCAUCCUCCUCUUCUUUGGACUGUCUGGACUCAGCAUCAUCUGCGCAAUGUCCAUUGAGAGGUACCUAGCCAUCAACCACGCGUACUUCUACAGCCAUUAUGUGGAUAAGAAGCUGGCAGCGCUCACGCUCUUUGCCAUCUAUGUUUCCAACGUCCUCUUCUGUGCCUUGCCGAGCAUGGGCUUGGGCAGCACAAAGCUGCAGUACCCCCAGACUUGGUGCUUCAUAGACUGGCGGACCAACGUCUCCACGCAUGCCGCCUAUUCUUACAUGUAUGCCGGCUUCAGUUCCUUCUUGAUCAUGGUCACCGUGGUUUCCAAUGUCUUGGUGUGCAUGGCCCUGAUCCGCAUGCACCGACAGUUCAUGCGGCGCACCUCCCUGGGGACAGACAAUACCGCCAGCCGAUUGUCGGACUUCCGCCGGCGCAGGAGCUUCCGGCGCAUGGCCGGCGCAGAGAUCCAAAUGGUCAUCUUGCUCAUUGCCACCUCCUUGGUUGUGCUGAUCUGCUCCAUUCCUCUCGUGGUGAGUAACGUUGGCUUAGCCUUUUCUUUCCAGUUUCGUCAUUGCAGCUACAGAUUCCCCACAGCAGAAAAAGCCAAAGGCUGCUUCUGUGGUUGGAAAGGGAGGUUCCUAACGGCGAUAUUUCCAUGCAGGUGAUCUAAAAUGUUCUCUCAACGCCCCCCCCCCCACUGCCAUCCACAAGGGAAAAGAAGGAAGCGACUCUGUCCCAGCCUUCUUCUUUGACACUGUUUAUUCCUAGGCGGGGUAGAAGAAGGCUGUGGCCAUUUUCAUAAAGAAACUAAGAAGCACCUUUGAACUUGCUCUUUGUGUCACAUGUUAAUGUUUUGUCACCUGCUCACGUGGGACAGGAUGCAGAAGAGACAUUAAAUGCACAUUGUGGGCCAGUCCAAAUGUGAAAUACACAUUGCACUCAAAGUUAAGUGGUGGGUGUGUCUGUGGGUGUAUGGGAGAAACUAAUUGAAGCCCAGUUUCUGAAAAGUCCCUUUGUGCCCCAUGAAUUGUCAAUAGCUCCCCAAAUAUAAAAGCAGCCCUGCACAUGGAGUAGUUAUAUAAUACUUGAAUUCUAUACCAAUGCGUUGCUUGAACUAAAGCUCAUAGAAACAUACAUGCACACACAGAUACUUCCUAACCUCAGACUUACUGAAACUACGAAGUUUGUGGCCAGCAUGGGAAGUUGGGUGAAUUUCUACAUGUUUAUAGGGAUAGCAUGAAAUUUGCAGAGACACUCACAUGCCAGAGAAUAAAAUGACUGCUGAGGUGUUUUUUAAAAUCCCCAGCUGUUAGUGAUACAUGUGUUGCAUAAAUAUUUCUGGAUGGGGAUUUCAGGCUGAAACAUUCACAGUCUGCGCCUUGCAGUCUGCUGGUUUUAGCUGGUUCCAAAAAGAAGAUCUCCCUUUGAGAAAUGCAGAGAUGUUAUUGUUGCACAGAUUGCUUCAGUAACAGUUGUGUGCUUGAUGUCAGGAGGUAAACCUUCAACUUCUAGAAAAAAGCACACCCUUAAAGAAAGACCAGUGCCUGUCUUCCUUUCCCCAUUGACUGGGGUGGGGAGGGUGAAGGUGUGUGCCGGGGGUGGGGUGGGGAAAACCAGUUGUGAGCUUAGCUGAGACUUGUACCAAUAAAACAGAAACCAAUGAAACAUGGCAAUCUACUUCUUUCUUGGCAAGGGUACAUUAAACAAACAACUGACAGCACAUACUUGCUUAUCGCCCCGCCCUUUCACCCCGGGAGCUAAGCCGUUGUUGUUAGGGGAGAAGUAUGGCGAAUCCAGCUUGGUGCAAUGGAGUUUAUUGUAGGCGAUAAUCAUUCUGAAAUAACACCCUCUCGAGGGUGUAGCAAAACCAGGGAGGCUCAUAAUUAAGAGGGAAAGAGGACUGGGCUGAGCACAAUCCUGAACUGUUCAGGUAAAUGGUAUACUUUUACAAGUCAGGCCAGUUUUGCUACAUAACUAGCAUAAUCCAGCUGUGGUCUGGGUUACUAGCACUUGACAAGCUGUCCGGCUGGUGUUUUCCGGUGUGUAACUGGACACCUUUGCAUGCGGUGCUGUUUACAGGGACUGUACCAGAGGCUGCAUUGCACAGUCUUUUUCUUACACCGAAACCAUCUCCAUUUAAGGGGGGGAAGUGCAAUCGACACAUAGGAGAGGCAUGCAGUCGGUGCUCUGCAAAGGUUGCCUCAGCAGAAGAGACACAUGUGCGUUCUACCUUUGUGGGCGGAGAUGGUCUCUGUGUGUAGGAAGAAGCAUCCUUUGAAAACAUGGAAUGGAUUGAGUCAAAAACAUCUUGGGUCAUAGGGUAUUUCAAGUAGAAUACGUUCACAAACAGAGGGAAUCUGAGCCUACCGAGUUGUGUGCUUUUGGACAAAAAGCAAACUCUGAACAGUGAAAAUAGACUUUGUUUACUGCCCAGGCACUAGCCUGUUUUUGUUUCAGCAGCAGAUGGACUCCUUGGGCAAUAGAAUAACCCAAGCAUUUUGACAUUGUUGCAACGUGUAUUAAUAGGCCCUAAUUGGAAUGCCUGUUUCUCCACCUAAACAUAUUCUAAAUGCCAGUGGCUGGUCCUAGAAGUUCAGCUAUAUUGAGUGGGCCGUGCUGGUGCCUCCUACACAUUUUGAGAUGAGAGAAUUCCGGACUGUACCAUUUCAGACUGCAUGCUGGGGACCGCUAUAGUUUUGGAUACAAUCGCUCUACAAAAGCUCUGUUGCAACUAGUAAAACUAGUGUUCUUGUUUUGAAGAUAUUAAGAAAUAUCUGUCUAUCUAUCAUCUAUCUAUAUCUAUCUAUCUAUCUAUCUAUCUAUCUAUCUAUCUAUCUAUCUAUCUAUCAUCUAUCUAUCUAUCUCUAUCAUCUAUCUAUCUAUCUCUUGGAAGAUGUUGUUGAUACCUAUUGUAUCAAAAAUUCAAUAAUCUGACCUGCAGCCUGAUGUGCAACAGUUCAGAACUGUACCAGCUCUUAAGAUGUAUAGGCUUGUACUUUAACAGGCAUCUGCCAGCUUGCCAGUUCUCCAGGGCAAGUGUCCUCUUGCAGACAACUGGUACCACACUGAUGCCUACCUCUUAGGUCUCAUUUCUACUGCAUUUUUCAAGCAGGUAAGAGACAGCAGCAGAGAGUCCCACUGUUUCUUACCUCUCUCCAUAUCCCACACAAAUCAAGAGAACAAGCCCUCUGUGCAUGCCGUAGGAUGCAAGGGAGGGUGUGGGUGAGUUCCACAAGUUAGUGGAUAGCAAAACCCUGGCAGCCCAGUGGUGGGUCUACCAGGAUACAGAGCAUGGGGGGCAGGGGCAGGGAAGAGAGACACUUUGGGAAGCACUGAAGGUGAAGAUGGUUUGCCACUGUGGGAGCAGGCUGUUUGGCUAGAUGGACCUUUGUUCUGAUCCAGCAAAGCUAUUUAUAUUCUUAUUAAAUCCAUCUGAGAUUCCAAAAUGAAACAGGACAUGUGACAUGGUUGUCCAGAUUGUCAAUUGGAAACAGCAGUUGGAUACAAAGAUGGGAUAAUUGUGUAAGAGUCGGUGAGCUCUAAACAUGGGUACAUAAAUUCUGCAGGGUUUGCUUCCCAGUAACUGUUUGGAGGUGCAUACUUUCUUUUCUUUCUUUUUUAAGGAAAAGAUGCACUGAUUGAAAAUGUUUGCAUCUGAUUUAGAGGGGACCUGAGUUUACUCCAGUGCUAGCUCUAUCAUCUAUCUAUCUAUCUAUCUAUCUAUCUAUCUAUCUAUCUAGCAUCUAUCUAGCAUCUAUCUAUCUAUCAUCUAUCUAUCUAUCUAUCUAUCUAUCUAUCAUCUAUCUAUCUAUCUAUAUCUAUCUAUCUAUCUAUAUCUAUCUAUCUAUCUAUCUAUCUAUCUAUCUAUCUAUCAUCUAUCUAUCUAUCUAUCCAUCCAUCUGUCUAUCUAUCUCUAUCGUCUGUCUAUGCUAAGAGAAAGUGACUUACCUAAGACCCCCCCCCCCCGUGUGCUUAAUGAAUGAAUAUGGAUUUGAAAUUAAGUAUUUCUGGUCCAAACCCAACACUCAUGCAUGUUGAAUGUAUGUUGUGUUUGGGGAAAGUUGAGGCUGAUUGUGGCAUUGGUGAUGCAACGGUUACUACAUAGCUGUGAAGUUUGGUGAAAUUAUUUACUGUGUGAGGAGCGGUCCCACAGUGGAGGACAACUCUGCCCUCACAGGGCUGACACAGGCAGUCUAGCGCACAAUGCUUGUAGCAAAAGAAUAAAAAAAGUAUGGGGAAUAGAUAACUAAACGAAAAACCACCAGACUAAGUUAUGCCUUGCAAUUUAAACUGGCUAAUGAAUAUGAAAGUAGUUUAAUGGUAAAUGCAUGUAAUUAGUGGGAGAACCUCCCUACUGAACUUAUUUCAGAAACUAGUGCCCUAUAUUUAUUGAAGCAAUGGAAGAGUCAAGUUACUUGGCUAAAAUCUGAGAGAAAACUGGAAGAAAUUAAGAACAGAAUAAUAAUAAUAAUAAUAAUUUUCUUAUUUAUACCCCUCCUAUCUGGCUGGGUUUCCCCAGCCACUUAAAAAGAGCACACAUACAAAUAAAAGCAUGUUGCUUCCACACAUUUGAAAUUGUUGUAUAUUCAUGGUCAAACAUUGAAUGAAGGCCUUUAGCGUACCUUUAAAGUGAAGAGGCAAGUAAUAAACCCAAGGAGGUGUAUAUUUAGCAAACAGCACAUUCCCUGCUGAAUGAGAUCAUGUCAUAAUAGGAUUUAUUACAUGUGUUUUUUGGAAACAGCAGCAACAAUGUAUUUGCAUCAUGUCCUCACUCUGGUAAGUUAUGACGAGGAGUUUAUCGUGAUUUAUAUCUUCGACCUGGUGCCUUCCAAACAUUUUGGACUCCAACUCCCAUCAGCCCCAGCCAGCAGAGCUCCCUGAUGGGAGAUGAAGUCCAACAUCUGGAGGACCACAGGAUCCCCAUAGGAGAGAAUGGCUGGCUUAAGACCAACUCAGGAAUUUGAACCCAGAUCUGCCUGGUGAGAGGCAGGCAUUUUAUUCCUUUAGGCUGAGAUAUUAAGAAUAACAGUAUCUUGCAUUUGAAGGAGCAGAUCUGAUCUUCUGCCGAGCCAUUCUUGGUUUGACCAAAAGCAGCUUAGUGAUUUACACUGUGGUGACAAGUGAUUUCCCUCCACCAAAGUGACUGUUUAUUGAAGUUUGGCUCAAAAGAAGCCCUGACUGUCAAUUGGACUCUUGCACUGAUUUUAGAGCAAGCAGUCUUUCCCUUUUUCACAUCCUGCAACAUGGGGCAGAUUCGAACAACUUCUAUCAUCCCUGUGCACUUGGUGCUGAUGGGAGCUAGGAAUCUACCAACAUCCCUGCUCUGUUCAUCUAUGAUCACCUGGGGUUUCUGAACAAAGCUCCCCAUGUUCCCUUUAGAUUGGUUUCAGCUGGCACUGAUGAGAUAGCAGCCCACAUUUUGGAAGUGCACGGAGGCUGCGUAAGACAAGUACCAAGUUCUUCUGGGCAAAGGUUACUUCAUAAAUCCAGCCUCCCACUUAAUAUUAACUGGCUGGCUAUAUAUAGCCGUGUAUCAGAAUGUGAUAGAGGGACUUUUAUGAGCACAGGUGAAGACUUGGUGGAAGGAGACUCCUUUGUUUGUUGUGGGAGGUAACUGCUAUAAAAGGGCACUUUAUGGUAAGCUUUGCUGGGUAAGGCGUAUAUAAUGUUUGCCUUGAGUCAGGACAGGAAAAAAGAAAAACCACCCCUUUUCUUAAAGUAUUGAAUAAAAACUAAAGCCCGUGCUUGCACACAACACAUUUAAAGCACAUCCCUCCCACCCCGUAACAGAAUACUGGGAGAUGUAGUUUACCCCUCACAGAACUAUUAUUCCCAGAAUCCUUAACAAACUAAAAUUCCCAGGAUUCUUUGGAGAGGGAAUGUGCUUUAAAUGACUGGUAUGUAUGUAAGCUCAGGGUUCCAGGCUGGCUCACAAUACUGUCUUUUCUUAGCGUUGCAAAACCUCAGAAUCACACCGGGAGCUAAAUAUCUUAUCUGGAUAUGGAAGCUUUCCACGUGGAGGGAGAUUUUGACAUGGAGACGUACUCUGUCACCCAUUCUCAUGUGCAUUCUGAGGUGACACAGCCACGUGGAGGUCUGUACUGCAUGGGAGUCUUCAUAGUUGAACUCUAAAAGCAUGUUUGAGGCAUAGAAGCCUUCCUGUUUUGAGCUCCGGAGGGAGACGGUUCCACUGUCAAACAGUUCUUACUGUCAGAAAGUUCAUCCUAGUGUUUAGCCGGAAGUGCCUUUCCUGCAACUUGAAGCCAUUGGUUUGAGUCCUACCCUCCCGAGUGGGAGAAAACAAGCCCUUGAGAUAUUUGAAGAUGGCCUUCAUAUCUCCCUCUCAGUCUCCUCUUUUCCAUGCCAAACCACCACUGAAAUGUGUCCUCCAAAAGGUUGUCUAGAAGACAUUCUGGCCCCCGAGCUGCAAAAGGUUCCCCACCUCUGCUGGAAAGGAUUUCAAUGGAAGCAAUUCCCACUGAGCUCAGCUGAACUUGCUUCUGAGUCAAACAUGGGUUGGAUUGCACUGUUUUGAGUUUGAUUUCCACCAGCAGCCCUGCUAGUAAAGAGGUCGGGGUGGAGCUUCCUUUGGGAAUGAAGUCAUUUGUUGUCUCCUGCGACCAGGUUCCAAAAUAUGAGCACCUUUCACUGUGUGCAAAGAGUUACGACUGGCAGGUAUCACUAGCACACAGCCCCUACAAAUAUCCAGCAAUUAAUGCAGCUUUGCGAUAAAAAGGAAGGUUAUUGAGUUAAGUGUCCUAGUUUGCUUAGUGACUGAUUGGGUUGCUUUUUAUUUAAAAAAUCGGCAUUAGUCAGGCAUGCUGUGUCAACUUCGUAUGAGUUUUAGGAACAGCUGGAUACACACUAAUAUUUCCCUGCAGCAGUCUCUGCAUCAGAACGCUUUUAUCCGAACAAGCUGUUCGUCUGAGAGUGGAAUUUAGACCAUGACUGCAUUUCCCUGGAGUAGCUGUGUUAAAGCAAGAAGCAACUUCAUUUGUGCAAUUACAGGGAGGGCGGUGGGUGGGAAGACAUUUGUGAAUUCAGAUAAGCUUAUCUGGUUGUGUCUGGCACUUAGACUUGCAUAGGAACUGCUUGGAAACAAAGGUUUUGGCAUCUACCAGCAGGGCUGCCAGAUGGCCAUUUUUUGAGAGGGUUGUCCAGAACUUCGUCGGACAGCUGUUUCUAACCUGCUGCCCUUCUACAACUCUGGCUGUCUCUGGCCAUUAGCCAUGACCGCUGGGAUUUGUGGACCAGCCACAUCUAGUGAACAUCUAGCUUGCUGCCAACUCACGCCUACUCUGUAGAAGUGGCACCACAUCUCAGAACUGCCCAUUUGUAAGAUGUACAUUUAACUAAAAAAGGUGAAGGGACCCCUGACCAUUAGGUCCACUCGUGACCGACUCUGGGGUUGCGGCACUCAUCUCGCUUUAUUGGCCGAGGGAGCCGGCGUACAGCUUCUGGGUCAUGUGGGCAGCAUGACUAAGCCGCUUCUGGCGAACCAGAGCAGCGCACAGAAACGCCAUUUACCUUCCCACCAGAGCGGUACCUAUUUAUCUACUUGCACUCUGACAUGCUUUUGAACUGCUAGGUUGGCAGGAGCAGGGAACGAACAAUGGGAGCUCACCCCAUCGCGGGGAUUCGAACCGCCAACCUUCUGAUCGGCAAGUCCUAGGCUCUGUGGUUUAACCCACAGCACCACCCGCGUCCCUCGUACAUUUAACUAGGGCUGAGCAAUACCUGGUUUUCAACAUUGUGAUAUAUAAUCAGCUGAACAUCGCAAUGUACCAAUAUAUCACAAUGUCUGAAAUAAGGAUGCAGCUAUGUAGAGGCAUCGGCGGGCUCCGCAGUUUUCCCGCUUUGUAUUUUUGCCAGUGAUUCACUGCCCCCAGAAGGAGACAGGGGGGGAGCUGAGCCGGCAGAGUUAAUGGGGGCUGCAGGAAUUGAGAGAUGCACUGGCUGGUUUCACAGUUUUUCCCACAUUAUGAUUUCUGCAUAGCCCCCACACAUCAUGAUUCACAAUAUAUUGCCAGGUCAAAAAUAAUGGAAUCGAUAUCACAAUAUGGACUUCGAACUUGGGUUUUAGAUGAUAUAUUUACAUAUCCCCCAGCCCUACAGGUAACAUAUUUUAUGUGGGUGAAAUGGAUGCCUUCAACUAUGUGUGCAAGAGGUAGAUUCACCAGAGUAUGUGGGAUACAUUUAUCAAUGACUGUCCUAGAAUGUAGCCAUGCAUUUGGUACCAUAGAACACACAGCGAAGCUUCUAGGUUCCCUUGGGGGCAGGGGUAGCUGUUGGUCUGGCUGGGUGUGUGUUUUUUUGGGGGAGGGUGUUGCUCUCCAAAUGGUUCUUAAUUUUAUCUUGAAGUUUCUUUAGCUCAGGGGUGGCUAACCUGUAGCCCUCUGCUUGUUGCUGCACUACAGCAUCCAACAGCAGAGGUAGCUUACUUGGUAGAACAUGAGACUCUUAAUCUCGGGGUCAUGGGUUCGAGUCCCGCAUUGGGCAAAAGAUUCCUGCAUUGCAGGGCGUUGGACUUGAUGACCCUUGGGGUCCCUUCCAACUCUACAAUUCUCUAAUUCUAUCCCAUGCUGGCUGGGGCUGAUGGAAUCCAUCAGCACCGUGAACGACAACAGUUUGGCGACCCUUGCUUUAGAUAUUUGUUACCAAAUAAUAAAAUAUACUUCUUCUUUAUUUAGAGGUGAAUGUACAAAGCUGUAUACAGGGUCCCUCUAGCCCAGUAUUGCCCUAUUGUGACUGGUGAUGGCCCUCUAGGGUCCAGGUUCUCUAGGGCCCUGCCUACUUCUGCUAAUUUUUAAAAAAUUAAACCGUAGAUGUUUGGGUUUGAACCUGAGGAAAAGCUGUGGUCUUUGGCUUGUCACCUGUGGUGAGCGAGAUUUGCUCUAGGGGAUCCAGGCUGUUUGUUUUCCUUUCACACCACAAAUGAAUAACAGAGGCAUGUGCAGGCAGGCAGGCUCAGUCAAUAUUUUUGUGGGCUUUAUUUGCAAGACUGCAGUACGUUAAAGCAUAUGCAAAAAAGAGAGCAGCGAAUAUGCAGUGACUUCACCCCUAUACAACCUAUAACCAGGAUACUCAGAAUUCAGCCUUAACAGAAAAUUGUUGCAGGCUCCCAAAAGAUGCCAAGAUGCAUCCUUUGGUGAGUCACCAAGGAAAGAGAGAUCCAGAGUACCUUAAAGGUAUUUUGGAGGAAAGGGAAUAAUCCUGGUUGAUUACCAUUUCCUAUGGGAUGGUGAUUUUCUUCUUCUCCCUUAGCAGUAUGAAACUGGACAGCCAACACACUGUGGUUGGAUUUGGCACCUGAGUUUCAAAUCUGCAUUCUCUUGAGGACUUCUGGCAUAGCUUGCCUCAGUUUCUCACUCUGUAAAAUGGUAAAUGCAAGGUAGCACAGAUGAGGAAAUAUGGUUCACCUCGGCCUGCCUUGUAUUUAAACACUUGCCUAGUGCAACAAGGCAUUGAAUGCAAGCGAGUGAGGGGGCUGGGGGUCCGUCCUCUGUGCCCUGUGUAGAAAUAAUGUGUCCUGCCAGAGAGGGAAGCCCCUCCUCCAUUUUGGAAGAACAUAGGAAACUGCCUUAUCAGUUUAUCAGAAUCAGACCAUUGGGUCUAUCUAGCUCAGUAUUGUCUACACUGAUUGGCAGCAGCUCUCCUGAGUGUCAGGCAGGGGUUUAUCCCAGGCCUACCUGGAGAUGCCAGGAAUUGAACCUGGGACCUUCUACAGGCAAGGAAGAUGCUCUGCCACUGAGCCAUGGCCCUUCCAUAAGCAGGACAGAGCUUCCUAUUCCUCCUGGUAGGUUGCUUUUUUUCUUUUUUGUAGGCUAGUAACUUUUGUGGGCUUAUUUACAAGGCUGCCUUAAGCCAUCAGCUUUCAGACUUUCUUCUUUCAGGAAACACUUUCCACAUCCAUUUGUCUGCUAAGGAUUUCUUCUGCAUCUGCUCUGUAUUGCAAUAGGUACUUGCAAAUAUUUGAAAGCUCACAUUCUGCACUACGUUGGCCAGCCCUGUUGGUUUGAAAGUGCACACCCAAUCUCACCUGAGACACCCUUGAAUUUACUGCAAAGAUCAGCAGUGGUGGGCAGCCCCUGAUCUUCUACAAUGGCCGAUAUUCUCAUUGUAAUAAAUAGAGAGGUCCCUGAACAGCUCCUAAAUAAUUAGGGGCAGCGUGUUAGUCUCUGGCAGCAAAACCAACAAAAUGUCUUGGGGCACCCUAAAAACGAAUACAUUUUAGUAUGGCAUAAACUUUUGUGGACUACUAGAGCAUCUGAUGAAAUAGAAGGCUGGUCCGCAAAAGCUCAUGCCAAGUGUUAAAGGUUAAGUUUCCACAAGACUUUUUGUUGUUUCAACUCCUAUGCAGGUAAGUGGUGAGCUCCUCAUUGGGUGCAAAUCCGAUGCCUGUGACUUUAAUUUUCACAAUCUAAUUUUGUUUGACUUUUGCCGCACUUUCUUGCUUCAUAUUAAACCAGCUUUCAUUUUGGGCUACAGCCCUCCAAAGCCGAAAGCAAAUUCUAAAGGCAGCAUUGGAAGCAAAGUCUCUCUGCCACCUAGUGGUUUGAACUGAAUGCGUCCAGUUGAAUUCAACCAGUAACACCUUCAGGUCAAAGAAACUACGCUCCAGUAGAGCUGAGGUGCUUCUUGGUGGGGGCUUAUUCUGUAAACAGGUCGUUGAGAAUUUGCAAAUGCAAUACUGGCACAGAUUUGCCAGUUAAAUGGGGUGAAAUUUGGGCUAGUAUUUUGAUGCCAACAAUGCUGUGUGGACGCCGAGGGGGAAAGAAAAAAACCCACCUUGCGUAUGCAAAGAGCACCAAUCCCACAAUGAAACAUUUGUCUGGAAGCAUCCUUGGUUCCAUAGAAUGAGAAGCAGAGCGAGUGAAAUCCUAGGGCGUAAGAUGUGAGCCUGCUACUUUCUUAGGAAGCUGCCUUAGACCAGCUAGCCCAGUGCUGUCUACACUGAUUGCCAGCAGUUCUACAGAGUUUAAAACAGGGAAAUACCAGGGAUUGAGCCUGGGACCUUUUUUUAGGCAAAGCAGAUGCCCAGCCAUGGAGCCACAUCCCUUCAGGUGGAUGUUUAAGAAAAGUUUGUGAUAGUGGGGAAUGGCUGCUUUUAUCUACAAGGUUAUGUACAAUAUGUGAUCUCCAUAUCGCCAAAAGUUCGAUAUAAUAGCCUUUUGUGGCAUUGCAGGAAGUGUAAGAUAAUUUACAGUGCAAUAAACAAAGGCUGUUAUUAAGUACUAUUAUUAAUCAGCUAUUACUCAUUAUUAGAAGACAGCGCUAACUAUUUUCUUUCAUUACUUAUUGCAGUCAGAUACUAGAAUCUGCUCUCAAUCACCACCACCAAAAUGUCCUUAACUCUCUGUCCCUUUUUAUUAAUUUUUGUACCCACCCGUUAGUCAACCGAAACUUUAGUUUAUUAAUCUGACAAAUGGAAGUUUGCAGCUCUGCCUAAUACCAUGCAGCAUUUAUAAAGCAUUUCUUGAGUGUUGAAAGCUUCAACUUUUCUGCAAAUCCCGCCUGUACGGUAGGGCAGUAUUCUUACCCCCACAUUGCAGAUUGGGGUGGGUGAGGAGCUGAGAGUGACUUCGUCUCUAUAGCAAGAGGUGAGAUUUGAACUGCAGACUUCGUGAUUUUGCAGCUCAGUUUCUUAGCUGCUAUGCUGUAGCAGCUCAUUCCUAAAUGAAAAGUGCAAUCGCGUAGGUCACAGGGGUGCCCAAACUUUUUUCAAAGAGAGCCAGAUUUGAUGAAGUGAACAUGCAUGAGGGCCAACCAAAGUUCUUCAGUUUUUUUUAGGAUUGAAAUUGUUCAGCUUUUUUAAGGGUUUCCCCUCCAGGGCAUAUACUGCCACAGGGGCCGGAUUAAAUCGACCGGUGGGCCGGAUUUGGCCCCUGAAACGGACUUUGGACAUGCCUGGCUUAGGGUGUAGCCCAAGCCCAAAGUUCAGCGCUUUCAGGUCUUGUUGACUUGAAUAAAAGCUUUCAGCACAUGCAUAAUUACCGUAUUUUUUGCUCUAUAAGACUCACUUUUUCCCUCCUAAAAAGUAAGGGGAAAUAUGUGUGCGUCUUAUGGAGCGAAUGCAGGCUGCGCAGCUAUCCCAGAAGCCAGAACAGCAAGAGGGAUCGCUGCUUUCGCUGCGCAGCGAUCCCUCUUGUUGUUCUGGCUUCUGAGAUUCAGAAUAUUUUUUUUCUUGUUUUCCUCCUCCAAAAACUAGGUGCGUCUUGUGGUCUGGUGCGUCUUAUAGAGCGAAAAAUACGGCACUUCACAGUUAAAGCCAAGCAGGACUUUACAAAGUGAUUAACUUUGGCUGGUUCAUGCGCGUAGGAAGAUAUUCAACAAAAAGGUUGUGCUUGCAUAUGGAUUAGCACAGGCACAAUGGGAUAUUCCCCCUUUCCUCCCCACCUUUGGGUUAUCCCCCAGAUCUGCUCCAAAGGGUUGGGGAAACCCCAGAACAGAUUGGGGGGGGCGCCCAGAGGGAGAACAUCACAUUGCACAAGGAUAAAUCCUUGCACUGCCUAAACAUUUUGCUUAGCUCUGUGUGAAGUACAGCCCAUAGUCUUUAAGACCUAUGAACACCUUUUAAGUAUCUGGCCAUCAUCCUAUGCCAUUGUUGUUCAACUUUAAACUAUCUGUCCAUUUGCAGCCAGGAUUUGUGUAAAACAUUAUAAAUAGGACAUGGGAAGAUGUCAGCUGCAUAAUUUGAUGCAGUUCAUCAUUUUAAGUAUUGUACAUUUCUUUCUUUUUUAUUAAAAGAAAAGGUUCAUUCCAGGCAAGCUGUCGUUAAAGCAGAAUAUCCUCCGACAAGCUUCUACAGGCAAAAUUUGGAGGGUAUAUACCUAUAAAAAUCCUGGAAUACUCAAGCCUUGGAAGAUACUAGCAAAAGUUACUUCUAACCUCAAAGAGCAAACAGUUCCAGGCUUGUCCCUGAAAGAGAAUUUGCCUGUGAGGUGGAAGUUUGGGUCCAAUUUUUUUUUGUUUUUGGAAACAUAUAUUUAUGAGGAGGCUGGCUGGAUUAGGGUGAUUGGCUGGAUCUCCCGAAAUGACUCAAGGCCACAUUCUGCAGCUCUUACGAACCCAGAACAGUUAAUAGCAGAGUUGGUUGUAGAAGGGAGAGAAAAAGAAGGCAGCUGAAAUAACAAAAACAAAACUGGGAAGAGGCUUAAUUGUGAGCUCUAAAUUAGGGAAGAGAGAUGAAACGCCAGGGAGUGCAGAGAGCAUCAGAAAUAAUUCACAAAAUAUUUGAUAUAAGAAUUUUAAGGUCUCAAAUAUAGAAUUAAUAUUCAUAAAUGCACACAUAUCUAAAUAUAUGAACCAUGUGUCUGAAAAAGUAAUGGAGAGCAAUCCUGAAGCCAUUUUGACUCUCCAAAUGACCUCAAAUAUUCCUCUGCAGUAAGGGAGGCAAAUGAGGGAAAGCCUUCCGAUUGUCUUUUUGCUUGCAAAUCCUGUCUUAAGGGUGUAUUUUUGUAUGAAUAGGGUGAGCCUGUGACCUGGAUUCAGGAACUAAAGUAUUAACCAUCACAAAAGAAUGGCCAGGCUGCCUAGGUAAUGCAAUCAGUGACCAUUAUCAGGUAUCCUGGCAGGCAGGAUUUCUGCUGUAGACCGCCUCCUUCUGUGAUGUAUGUAUGAUGUUUUAGGGGGGUGGUCUUGGGCUACAGGGUGGGCAAUUUCAAAAGUCUAUAUAAGGGCUUGCACACCAUUGUUCAGGAUUCUCUUCCCUCCUGCGUGCGAUAAGUGGGGACCCUGUUGCAACAUAAAGAUCAGGCUUACUAGCCACUUUGCUUCUCAAUAUACUCUGGUUGGCCUCUUACUUUCUCCUACUGAUAGGGAACCCACUUAAAGACUCUGUACAGUGGUACUUCGGGUUAAAAACUUAAUUCGUUUUGGAGGUCCGUUCUUAACCUGAAACUGUUCUUAACCUGAGGUACCACUUUAGGUAAUGGGGCCUCGCGCUGCCGCCACACAAUUUCUGUUCUCAUCCUGAAGCAAAGUUCUUAACCUGAGGUACUAUUUCUGGGUUAGCGGAGUCUGUAACCUGAAGCGUCUGUAACCUGAGGUACCACUGUACAGGCUCUGGAAUACCCCAUAAGGAAAAGGGAGCAGUUUUUCUUAUAACAUGUUUCAUUGGCCUGCUUAUAUGCCAGUAUUUUAGAUGGCACGGAAGGCGGGGCACAAAGUUCUUUUUCUCUCUGUACUGGAAAUCUCUCCCCCCCACCCUGGUUCUGAAAACAGCUCUCUUUUGACAUGACACAAACCUUCACUCUGCCCAUCACCCUGCCUGCUUAAUAUGCGGUUGCUAAGCCAGAUGUUAACUUUGAAAUGUCAGCUUGGCCCUCGCUCAUCAACUUUAUAUUUCUCUCCCUCCCUCCCUCCCCGCAAUCUCUCUUCAGGUGCGUGUCUUUGUGAACCAGUUGUACCAGCCGCCUUUGGUGAAGGACAUUCAGCAAAACCCUGACUUGCAAGCCAUCCGCAUCGCAUCGGUCAACCCCAUUCUGGACCCCUGGGUGUACAUCCUGCUUCGCAAGACGGUGCUGAGCAAAGCCAUCGAGAAGGUCAAGUGCCUUUUCUGUCGUAUCGGCGGAGGCCACCGGCAGCACUCGGGAAGCAACUUCAACUGUGCGGACGGCCGCCGGGCUUCCUCUGCCACGGCCACCCAUUCGCCCUCCUUCAUUUCCCGGGAGCUGAGGGAGGUCAGCAGCACCUCGCAGACGCUUCUGUACCCACUGGAGCCAAGUGAGGGGGCCGCUGGGGACCGGAUGCUGUUGCCAGGGGCCAGCAGCCGCCCGGCCCAGUCAGACACUACGUCCAUAAGGACACUGAGGAGCUCAAACACCUCGGAGUCGUCCCAGGGCCACGAGUCGGAGACGGUGUUUUUGGUGAACGAACUCAGGCCCGGCGCUGCUCAAAAGGGCAGUUCUCUUCAGGUCACCUUCCCCAGCGAGACGCUGAACUUGUCGGAGAAGUGUAUAUAAAGGAACGGAGGACAUUUGUGAGGUGCAGUAGGUCCUUUGGAAGAGGACCAGAAAGGAACUCUUACAGCGGACAUAGCAAAUGUCUGCUCUGCCCAUUGUGGUUAAGGCACAUCAGAGGCCGAACAAGGCCGCCUUGCUGAUCUAAUGGGACUGUGUAGCCGUUUAGGGCAAGGUGAGCUGUAAAUGGGCAUCUAGUAAGAGAGCUCCUUUGGGGUAUGAAAUGGCAAUGGGGUGGAAUUAAACAUCCUGGCUGCAAAAGAUGGUACGCCAUCUUUCCUGAAAAGCUGGGCGGUGGAGCUGUAACUUUGACCGGAUGUGCAUUUGAGUGUGAUAAGCACAGUUCUUGCAGGUGACUAAGGAUCACCCCACAAAUGCAUCAGACUCUGCCGAUGUAACAGGUGAAUGUAUGGCGGUGGCAGGUGUGGAGGCUGCUGCUUGUUGUCUUUCCUUGCCCUGUGACACAGGACUGUUUUGCAGAAAAUCCAGGGUUUGGAAAGAGUUGCUGAUUUUCCCCGUCCAGACAUGACCGAAGCAUACUUACCCCCUAUUCCUCUCCCCUCCCUUAUUACUUAAUAAGGUUUCGAGAGAACUGCAGUUCAAGCAGUGUAAACUGCUCCAGUCAAUGGUGGAAUUGAGAAUCUCUCCUGUGGCGUGAAAAAAAAAUGUGAAUUUCUCUGGCUGUGUAUAGCGUGACUGAAUGUAUUUAAAAAAUGCUGUAUUCUUCUCUGUGAGAAGGUUCGUUAUUAAUACAAAGUAUAUAAAAAGAAAUAUUGCCAGCCCUCUCUUCCUCCUUAUGCCUGCUGAUAGAUAGUUUUACGUUAAAUUUAUUUUUCAGAUAUGCAAACUCAGCAGGCCAUAGCAGAGCGAAUUCCUAAGGCAGGAGUGGAGGGAUUUGGAAUCAAACAAGGAAAAUGUUAUGAAACCACUGGGGGAAAUAAAGGAAAAGGCUUUUAUGUUUUUUAAAAUGUUCCUUGUAUUGUAUGUGUGCGUGUGUGUACUAAGAAAGAAAGCGAGCAAGAAAGCAGAGUUUAUGUGUUGUGAAUGUCUUCUCAAAAUGCAGCGGCUUCAAUGUAGGCCAACAAUCCAGUCCCCUAAAAUUUUUAUCCGAACUUUCGGCACAAUCCUACUCAGGUUUACUCAGAAGUAAGUCCUGCUGUAUUCAGCGGAGCUUAGUCUCAGGCAAACAGGAAGAAGCUUUUGCAGCCUUAAUUAUGAUAGUGGGAAUUCUUGCAAUCUGGAAAACGUUUCCCGGAUCAUGGCUCAAAACAUCCAUCUCUGGCCCCUGCCCGUUUUGCUCAACUUCAAACUUCUUUCCUCGAAAGCAGCUUCUGAGUGGAGCCCAAGCAAAUAUGUUUAGAGUUGUAAUCCUAGGACCAGCUCAUGCAGCUAGCUGCUCCUUUGCCGGAGGUUGCAGGGCUGUCAGUGGUCUAACAAGCAUUGUACAGUGGCAAGUAUUGUGGCAAGUGCUGCUUCCACAUGGGAUAUGUAUAUGCAGCUGCUGCUGUGUGUGUGCUUGUGGCAGCUUAAAAAAAAAAAAAGGCCACUGCCAUUGCAUAUAUUUUUGGGCUGCAGGUAUUUGGGGGCAGUAGAUCCUACCAUGGAAGUUCAUACAGCCGUGCCAUGAACACAUCAUCAGUUAGAGGUGACCAAGUGCAUGAAGAAAUGCAUAGCCUUGAAAAAAGCUGCUAAAAUAUUUUGACUUGUUAAAUGUUUUAUCAUUGUACAGUGCCCUUGGCUUACAGGAGUGUACUAUUGCCAGUUGCCUGCACAGAAUACCUUUUCGAUUGUCAAUAGACGGCCCCUUCCAAUUCUACUGUUCUAGUUACCAUUGCUUUCUGUAUUAUGGGUUGCCCCACUGUACGAGAUGUGGAGCAGCAAGGAAACACAGGACCGGGUGCCGUAUUGAGUCCAUGUGCAUGUUUUAGGAUUGAACGUAGAGAUGAUCAGUAUUCCACCAUGGGCAGCCUGGUGUGGGGGCUGCAUGCCAGAGGUGGGUGGGGUUGGGGGCAAAAAUAGUUGGAACAACAGAUGCAAGUCUUACCUUUGUUGUACAGUAGUUUUAUAUUCCACCCAUGGGAAUGUGAGGCUUCUGAUACCCACACACAUUUCUCCAUCUGGCAGGCAGGCAAGCAAACAAGCAAGCGAGAGGCAUCGUCCUAAUUCAAGGGCGUGUUCCUGACAAGCGAAGGGACUUGAGGAGGAUGUGAAGCAGGAUAGUGAGAAGUGUGGCCUGAGGAGUCCUGAGGACCAGACAAGGGAGGCUUGCAGGCCUGUGGUUCUCCAUCCCUGCUCAACACCACCCUCCCCCUGCUUGGGUGUGGGUCUAAAGCAGUCUUUCCCAAACUUGGGUCUCCAGAUGUUUUUGGACUACAAUUCCCACCAUCCCUAGGCAAAAGGACCAGAUGGGAAUUAUAGCCCCCAAACAGCUGGAGACCCAGGUUUGGGAAACACUGGUCUAAAGGUACAUGAGGCCACUACCUUGCAGAAGCUAAGCAGGUCUAGGUCUCCGUUUGGUUGGUGUCUGGAUGGGUGAGUGCCUGGGAACCACAGUCUACAGCCUUAGGGUCCAUGAUUGAAGAAGAAUGCAAGAAAAGAAGUUUCAGCUCAUCUGAAGUUAGACUGCUCAGUUUGGCCUUAUACACUCCACUUGUUACAUGGGAGAAAGUAAGUUUGCACUAAUACAUGGGGAAAAGAAGAGUGCCUCACAUUUAAAAACCAAUACACUGAUUUUUGGACCUCAACAAAAAAAGAGGAGACACAAAGUAAUGACCAGUAAAAUACUAGGGGGACUAUUAGCCUUAAGAUUUCACUUCACUAGAAAUAACAGGUAAAGCUAGAGGGGAUUUUAUGUCUGUGUGCCAUGUUCAAAGGGUUACACUUUGCCUCCUGGUGUUAUCCUGUACAGCUAGUUGGGAGGCCUGGUUUUCGUCAAGGAAAAUAUUAAGCAUGUUAUGUUGCUCAACAUGUUUUCAUGUGCAUUGCUUUCUGUUGAAAUUAGAAUUCUGAGCCUGAAUGUCAGCGAUAUGUUUUACAAAACUGUUUGUACUGGCACAAAAUCUCUUCUGGCAAUCACCAUUAAAUGCAGGCAUGCCACUGGAGUACAG